UUUAGUUUGAUUGGUUGAUUUGGACUGCCUGUCAUUGAACCACGACGCCUAUUGGUGGAGCCGGCGUCACUCAGUUGUUGUGAACCCGCCUUCUGUGUUUGCAGUUUCAUGAGUGGAAACGUCUGUAGCGGCAAACCAUAAACACAAGUAGAGGUGCGUGAAGCCCCGUGUCAGCCGCCAGCAUGUCUGGCACUGCGUCUGUGCUGCAACAGUUUGUGAGCGGCCUCAAGAGUCGCAAUGAAGACACGCGGGCCAAAGCUGCCAAAGACCUUCAACACUACGUCACCACUGAACUAAGAGAGCUGAGCCAAGAUGAAGCUACGACUUUCUAUGAUGAACUGAACCACCAUAUAUUCGAGCUGGUUUCCAGCUCAGAUGUGAACGAGAAGAAAGGUGGUAUCCUUGCCAUAGUGAGUUUGAUCGGUGUGGAGGGGGGAAAUGCCACCAGGAUCAGCCGCUUUGCCAACUACCUGCGUAACCUGCUGCCCUCCAGUGAUUCAGUGGUCAUGGAGAUGGCCUCUAAGGCUAUGGGACACCUGUCCAUGGCAGGAGAUACCUUCACUGCAGAAUAUGUGGAGUUUGAGGUGAAAAGAGCUCUGGAGUGGCUGGGAGCUGACCGAAAUGAAGGCAGACGGCACGCAGCGGUGCUGGUUUUGCGGGAGCUCGCUGUCAGCGCGCCCACCUUCUUUUUUCAGCAGGUUCAGCCGUUCUUUGACAACAUCUUCUAUGCGGUGUGGGACUCCAAACAGGCGAUUCGUGAAGGUGCGGUAUCUGCCCUCAGAGCCUGCCUGAUCCUCACAACCCAGAGAGAGACCAAAGAGAUGCAGAAACCUCAGUGGUACAAGCAAACGUUUGAGGAAGCUGAGAAAGGUUUUGAUGAAACCCUGGCUAAGGAGAAAGGGAUGAACAAAGACGACCGUGUGCACGGAGCCCUGCUGAUUCUCAAUGAACUGGUUCGAAUAAGCAGCAUGGAGGGAGAGCGUAUGAGAGAGGAGAUGGAGGAGAUCACGCAGCAGCAGAUGGUUCAUGAUAAGUACUGUAAGGAGCUGAUGGGUUUCGGCGCUAAACCUCGUCACAUUACGCCCUUCACCAGCUUCCAGUCAGUUCAGCCGCCGCAGUCCAAUGCUCUGCUGGGUCUGCUGGGAUACAGCGCACCCCAGGGUUUCCUGAGCUUUGGUGCUACACCCGUUCCCUCCAAAAGCACGCUGGUGGAGAGUCGAUACUGCAGAGAACUGAUGGAGGAACGCUUUGACCAGGUGUGUCGUUGGGUGCUGAAAUACAGGACCAGUAAGAAUCCACUGAUUCAGAUGACUAUCCUGAACCUGCUGCCACGACUCGCUGCCUUUCAGCCUAACACAUUCACCGACCAGUAUUUACAGGACACUAUGGGUCACCUACUGGGCUGCCUGAAGAAAGAGAAAGAGCGCACAGCAGCGUUUCAGGCGCUGGGACUGCUGGUAGUGGCCGUGAGGACCGAAAUUCAACCCUACCUCACCAAGAUCCUCGAGAUUAUUAAAGCUGCACUGCCACCUAAAGACUUUGCACACAAGAGGCAGAAGACCAUGCAGGUAGAUGCCACUGUGUUCACAUGUAUCAGUAUGUUGUCCAGAGCCAUGGGGCCCAGCAUCCAACAGGAUGUCAAGGAGCUUCUGGAGCCCAUGUUAACUGUUGGCCUCAGUCCUGCUCUGACCGCCGUGCUAUACGACCUGAGCCGGCAGAUCCCACAACUGAAGAAAGAUAUCCAGGAUGGGCUGUUAAAGAUGCUUUCUCUGGUGCUCAUGCACAAGCCCCUGCGGCACCCUGGUAUGCCCAAGGGCCUGGCAUACCAACUGUCAUCGCCCAGCCUCACCAACAUCCCAGAGGCCAGCGACGUGGGCAGCAUCACUCUGGCGCUGCGUACUCUUGGGAGCUUUGAAUUUGAGGGUCACUCUUUGACUCAGUUUGUGCGCCACUGUGCUGACCACUUCUUGAACAGUGAGCACAAGGAGAUCCGGAUGGAGGCGGCACGCACCUGCUCACGCUUGCUGACCCCUUCCAUCCACCUGAUGAGUGGCCAUGGACAUGUGGUCAGUCAAACCGCUGUACAGGUGGUGGCCGAUGUCCUUAGCAAGCUACUGGUGGUGGGCAUCACUGAUCCAGAUCCUGAUAUCCGUUACUGCGUGCUGGCCUCUCUGGAUGAGCGUUUUGAUGCACAUCUGGCACAGGCAGAGAACCUGCAGGCUUUGUUUGUGGCUCUGAACGAUGAAGUUUUUGAGAUACGUGAACUGGCCAUCUGCACCAUUGGCCGUCUCAGCAGCAUGAACCCUGCGUUUGUUAUGCCCUUCCUGCGCAAGAUGCUCAUCCAGAUUUUGACAGAGCUUGAACACAGCGGUGUGGGCCGAAACAAAGAGCAGAGCGCCCGUAUGCUGGGUCACCUGGUGUCCAAUGCUCCCAGACUCAUCCGCCCAUACAUGGAGCCCAUUCUCAAAGCCCUCAUCUUGAAGCUGAAAGAUCCAGACCCCAACCCCGCAGUCGUCAUCAGUGUUUUAGCAACCAUCGGUGAACUUGCCCAGGUGAGUGGGCUGGAGAUGAGGAAAUGGAUGGAUGAACUCUUCCCCAUCAUUAUGGACAUGCUGCAGGACUCCUCCUCAUUGGCUAAACGACAGGUGGCACUUUGGACUCUGGGUCAGCAAGUUGCCAGUACUGGCUAUGUGGUGGAGCCCUACAGGAAGUACCCGUCUCUACUGGAGGUGCUACUCAACUUUCUGAAAACAGAGCAGAACCAGGGCAUCAGGAGAGAGGCCAUUCGUGUCUUAGGCCUGCUUGGAGCUCUGGACCCCUACAAACACAAGGUGAACAUCGGUAUGAUCGACCAAUCUCGCGAUGCCUCAGCCGUCAGCCUCUCGGAGUCCAAGUCCAGCCAGGAUUCAGCUGACUACAGUACCAGUGAGAUGCUGGUCAACAUGGGCAACCUGCCACUAGAUGAGUUCUACCCGGCAGUCGCCAUAGUGACGCUGAUGCGUAUCCUCCGUGACCCAUCACUGUCCAAUCACCACACCAUGGUGGUGCAGGCCGUCACCUUCAUCUUCAAAUCGCUCGGCCUAAAAUGCGUGCAGUUCUUGCCCCAGGUCAUGCCCACCUUCCUGAAUGUCAUCAGGGUGUGUGAUGCCAGCAUCAGAGAGUUUCUUUUCCAGCAGAUGGGAAUGGUUGUGUGCUUUGUCAAGAUCCACAUCCGGCCGUACAUGGACGAUAUCUUCACCCUUAUCCGGGAAUACUGGACUCCAAACAAUCCCAUGCAGAACACCAUCAUACUGCUGAUCGAGCAGAUCGUGGUGGCUUUAGGUGGAGAGUUCAAACUCUAUCUCCCUCAGCUGAUCCCACAUAUGCUGCGAGUCUUCAUGCACGACGGGAGCCCUGGACGCAGUGUCACCAUCAAGCUGCUCGUGGCCAUCCAGCUGUUUGGCGCAAACCUGGACGACUACCUUCACCUGCUGCUGCCGCCCAUAGUUAAACUGUUCGAUGCCCCCGAUGUCCCACUGCAGGCUCGAAAGGUGGCUUUAGAGACUUUAGACCGCUUGACUGAGUCUCUGGACUUUACGGAUUAUGCCUCCAGAAUUAUUCACCCUAUCGUGCGCACCCUCGACGUCACUCCGGAGCUGCGAAACACCUCAAUGGACACGCUGUCCUCGUUGGUCUUUCAGCUUGGCAAAAAGUACCAGAUCUUCAUCCCCAUGGUGAACAAAGUCAUGUUGAAACAUCGCAUCAACCAUCAACGUUAUGAUGUUCUCAUCUGUCGAAUCGUAAAGGGUUAUACUCUAGCAGAAGAGGAAGAAGACCCUCUAAUAUUUCAGCACAGACAGUUACGUAGUAAUCAAAGCGAUACUCUGGUUAGUGGUCCGGUUGAAUCGGGACCAAUGAAGAAACUACAUGUCAGCACGACAGCACUUCAAAAGGCGUGGGGUGCAGCCAGGAAAGUGUCCAAAGAUGAUUGGCUGGAGUGGUUGAGACGUCUCAGCGUGGUUUUACUGAAAGAAUCGUCCUCACCUGCUCUGCGUUCCUGUUGGUCUCUGGCACAGACGUAUAUACCACUUGCAAGGGAUCUUUUUAAUGCAGCGUUCCUAUCAUGCUGGUCAGAGCUCAGUGAAGACCAGCAGGAUGAACUGAUUCGCAGUAUUGAGCUCGCUCUGACCUCUCAGGAUAUCGCUGAGGUCACCCAGACGCUGCUCAACCUCGCUGAGUUUAUGGAACACAGUGACAAGGGCCCGCUUCCCUUGAGAGAUGACAAUGGCAUUGUUCUGCUGGGAGAGAGAGCCGCUAAAUGUCGUGCCUAUGCCAAGGCCCUGCAUUACAAGGAACUCGAGUUUCAGAAGGGCGCUUCACCUCUUAUUUUAGAGUCUCUUAUCAGCAUCAACAAUAAACUGCAGCAGCCUGAGGCGGCGUCAGGAGUUCUGGAGUAUGCCAUGAAGCAUUUCGGAGAACUGGAGAUUCAAGCCACCUGGUACGAGAAACUUCACGAGUGGGAAGAUGCUCUGGUGGCCUAUGACAAAAAAAUCGACAUGAACAAAGAGGAUCCAGAGCUUAUUCUGGGUCGCAUGAGAUGCCUGGAAGCGCUAGGCGAAUGGGGUCAGCUUCACCAGCAGUGUUGUGAGGAGUGGACUCUGGUCAGUAUGGACACUAAAGCGAAGAUGGCCCGGAUGGCAGCGGCUGCAGCAUGGGGACUGGGGCACUGGGACAGUAUGGAGGAGUACACUUGCAUGAUUCCUCGGGAUACUCAUGAUGGAGCAUUUUACCGGGCUGUGCUCGCUUUACAUCAGGACCUCUUCUCAUUGGCCCAACAGUGCAUUGAUAAGGCCAGAGAUUUGUUGGAUGCUGAGCUCACUGCUAUGGCUGGAGAGAGUUACAGCAGAGCGUAUGGGGCGAUGGUGUCAUGUCAGAUGCUGUCUGAACUGGAGGAAGUGAUCCAGUAUAAACUGGUUCCCGAGCGCAGGGACAUCAUCAGGGAAACAUGGUGGGAGAGACUGCAGGGCUGUCAGCGUAUUGUUGAAGACUGGCAGAGAAUUCUGAUGGUGCGAUCUUUGGUCAUCAGUCCACAUGAAGACAUGAGAACCUGGUUGAAGUAUGCUAGUCUAUGUGGAAAGAGUGGACGACUGGCGCUGGCCCAUAAGACACUUGUUCUUCUGCUGGGUGUUGACCCAUCCAAACAGCUCGAUCAUCCUCUGCCCACUGCCCACCCGCACGUCACCUAUGCUUACAUGAAGUAUAUGUGGAAGAGCAAUCGCAAGAUUGAUGCAUUUCAGCACAUGCAGCAUUUUGUUCAGGGGAUGCAGCAACAAGCGCAGCACGCCAUUGCAGCUGAAGACCAGCAGCACAAACAAGAGCUACAUAAACUCAUGGCACGGUGUUUUCUGAAGCUGGGAGAAUGGCAGCUCAGUCUUCAGGGUAUCAAUGAGAGCACCAUCCCAAAAGUGCUCCAGUAUUACAGCCACUCCACUGAGCAUGAUCGCAACUGGUACAAGGCGUGGCACGCUUGGGCAGUCAUGAACUUUGAGGCCGUGCUUCACUACAAGCACCAGAAUCAGGGUCGCGAUGAGAAGAAGAAGCUACGGCACGCGAGCGGGGCCAGCGGCAACAGUGAGGCCAGUAACAGUGACAGUGAAGCAGACAGUGCGGAGCACAGUCCUGUACCUUCACCCGGACAGAAGAAAGUCAAUGAGGAUUUAUCCAAGACUCUCCUUCUCUACACAGUUCCAGCCGUUCAGGGAUUUUUCCGAUCAAUCUCCCUCUCGCGUGGAAAUAACUUACAAGACACACUGAGAGUCCUGACCUUAUGGUUUGACUACGGCCACUGGCCUGAGGUCAAUGAAGCUCUAGUUGAGGGCAUUAAAACUAUUCAGAUAGACACCUGGUUACAGGUGAUUCCUCAACUGAUAGCUCGUAUUGAUACUCCACGCGCACUUGUGGGACGUCUCAUUCACCAGCUGCUCACAGACAUCGGCCGCUAUCAUCCGCAGGCUUUGAUUUAUCCUCUAACUGUGGCCUCCAAGUCCACAACUACUGCACGACACAAUGCAGCCAACAAGAUCCUGAAGAACAUGUGCGAGCACUGCAACACGCUGGUCCAGCAGGCCAUUAUGGUGAGCGAGGAGCUCAUCCGAGUGGCCAUUCUGUGGCACGAGAUGUGGCACGAAGGACUGGAGGAGGCGUCACGGCUGUAUUUUGGCGAGAGGAACGUCAAGGGGAUGUUUGCUGUCCUGGAGCCCCUUCAUGCCAUGAUGGAGAGAGGACCGCAAACCCUGAAAGAAACCUCCUUUAAUCAGGCUUAUGGGCGAGAUCUGAUGGAGGCGCAGGACUGGUGCAGGAAAUACAUGAGAUCAGGCAAUGUGAAGGACCUGACACAGGCCUGGGAUCUGUACUACCACGUGUUUCGCAGAAUAUCCAAACAGCUGCCACAGUUGACUUCAUUAGAACUUCAGUAUGUAUCGCCGAAACUGUUAAUGUGUCGUGAUCUGGAGCUGGCGGUGCCCGGUACAUAUGAUCCUAACCAACCCAUCAUACGCAUCCAAUCCAUCGCUCCCUCGCUGCAGGUCAUCACCUCCAAACAGCGGCCACGCAAGCUCACCAUCAUGGGCAGCAACGGUCAUGAGUUCAUGUUCCUCCUGAAGGGUCAUGAAGAUCUAAGGCAAGACGAAAGGGUCAUGCAGCUUUUUGGUCUGGUAAACACCUUGCUGGCCAAUGAUCCAGCAUCCUUACGCAAGAAUCUAAGUAUCCAGCGAUAUGCAGUGAUUCCUCUCUCUACUAACUCCGGUCUGAUCGGCUGGGUUCCUCAUUGUGACACACUGCAUGCGCUGAUACGAGAUUACAGAGAGAAGAAGAAGAUCCUGCUUAACAUUGAACAUCGCAUCAUGCUCAGGAUGGCUCCUGACUACGAUCACUUGACUCUGAUGGAAAAGGUGGAGGUGUUUGAGCAUGCAGUGAAUAAUACAGCAGGAGAUGACCUGGCCAAACUCCUCUGGCUUAAGAGUCCCAGUUCAGAGGUUUGGUUCGACAGGAGGACAAACUACACCCGUUCAUUAGCUGUCAUGUCUAUGGUCGGUUAUAUCCUAGGGCUUGGUGACAGACAUCCUUCUAAUCUAAUGUUGGACAGACUCAGUGGAAAAAUCCUCCAUAUUGAUUUUGGAGAUUGUUUCGAGGUUGCAAUGACAAGAGAGAAAUUCCCUGAGAAGAUACCCUUCAGAUUAACUCGCAUGUUAACCAAUGCCAUGGAGGUGACAGGAUUGGACGGUAACUAUCGGAUCACAUGCCACACAGUGAUGGAGGUGUUGAGGGAACACAGAGACAGUGUGAUGGCUGUGUUGGAAGCCUUUGUUUAUGAUCCAUUACUUAACUGGAGACUUAUGGACACAAACACGAAGGGAACCAAACGCUCGCGGACCAGAACAGACUCAUACACGGCAGGACAGUCAGUGGAAGCCAUGGAGGGCAUUGACCUGGGUGAGACCACCCACAAAAAGCCUGGGACCACAGUGCCUGAAUCUAUUCAUUCAUUCAUUGGCGACGGACUCGUGCAGCCCGAAGCUUUAAACAAGAAAGCAAUCCAGAUUAUCAACAGGGUACGAGACAAACUAACCGGACGUGACUUUUCCCAUGAUGAGACCCUGGACGUCCCGACUCAAGUGGAGCUGUUAAUCAAACAAGCUACUUCACAUGAAAACCUGUGCCAGUGUUAUAUUGGAUGGUGCCCUUUUUGGUAGAGAUUGUUGUGCCUGCAAUUCUUUGGUUAUCUUUUGUUGUUAACUUGUCUUAUGACAGUUUGAUAAAACUUCCACAUGUUUAAGGAUGUCUGAUAUUUGAUCAUUUAAAGUGAUACUGUAAGUCACACAGAGUAAGAAUCAGCUGAAAUUGAUUUGGAAACAUGUAAACAUUUGCUGACUAGUAAAUUUUUUAAAUGUUAA
Messenger RNA from Paramisgurnus dabryanus, 7931 nucleotides. RefSeq names its product mechanistic target of rapamycin kinase (gene mtor). Gene Ontology annotation, biological process: TORC1 signaling; negative regulation of macroautophagy. NCBI's taxonomy places the organism in Eukaryota, Metazoa, Chordata, Actinopteri, Cypriniformes, Cobitidae. Gene Ontology annotation, cellular component: cytoplasm; TORC2 complex; nucleus. Gene Ontology annotation, molecular function: protein-containing complex binding; protein binding; protein serine/threonine kinase activity. The record is from RefSeq and is a predicted model, not a curated record.